AUGUCUGACCAAGAGAGCAGAGAGAGCUACGGAAGCGACGAUAAAACAUUUGAAGAGCACAACGAAGAAGUUUUAUUGGAAACUGCUGAUCCCGAGGGCAUUGCAAAACAGCCGGAAAUUGAAGCUGAAAAACGGUUUACAUCGCCCAUCAUGACAAAGUUUGAAAGAGCAAAGAUACUGGGAAUAAGAGCGCAGCAGAUAAGCAUGUCUGCGCCUAUUAUGGUGGAGUACGGAGACGAAACAGAUCCCGUGGAGAUUGCAAAAAAAGAGCUAAAAGAAAAAAAGACGCCCUUGAUAGUCCUCAGAAGACUGCCAGACUCUACGUACGAAAAGUGGGCGGUUAAAGAUCUGAUUAAUUUUUACGACUGA
Nematocida minor is the source of this 369-nucleotide messenger RNA. Its product is annotated as DNA-directed RNA polymerases I, II, and III subunit RPABC2. Gene Ontology annotation, biological process: DNA-templated transcription. Lineage: Eukaryota; Fungi; Microsporidia. The record is from RefSeq and is a predicted model, not a curated record. Gene Ontology annotation, molecular function: DNA binding; DNA-directed RNA polymerase activity. Gene Ontology annotation, cellular component: RNA polymerase III complex; RNA polymerase II, core complex; RNA polymerase I complex. Bases 1 to 369 code for a protein of 122 amino acids. The transcript has a single exon.